This is a messenger RNA of Aphanomyces astaci, 1019 nucleotides long. RefSeq lists its product as hypothetical. The transcript has a single exon. Gene Ontology annotation, molecular function: phosphatidylinositol binding. The coding region runs from base 96 to 938 and encodes 280 amino acids. Lineage: Eukaryota; Oomycota; Saprolegniomycetes; Saprolegniales; Verrucalvaceae. The record is from RefSeq and is a predicted model, not a curated record.
CAAUUUCAGCAUUCUGCUCUGAUCGACGGGAACCAUCAUUUUCACUUUCCCAUCCAACCCCCUGCUGUUGAAUGCACAACGGCCGCUAGCUUGCUAUGGUCGCCACCGUUACCUCCAUGUCCCUUGUCACUGCGUCGUCCCUUUCCACCAAGCCGCAGCUCGUGUCUUCAAACAUCGCGAGCUCCACCGACUCCUCGACCGCCCCAACCUUGUUGCACGAUGCGUUCCGCCGUAGCAUCUCGGCGCCGACGGACCGCGUUCCCGCCCAAGACCGCCGAUUCCAGCGCAAUAUCCACCACCUGCGCGAUUCCCUGGACGAGACGUCGACCAACUUGCAUGCCGCCGCUUGUUUCGAUAUCAACGACGACGACGACGGCUGGGGCUGGUUCGAAGACAUCGACGAUGUCCACGUCGUGCUCCCAGCCACCUCCUCCACAACCAACAACCCCCCAUCCCACGAACCGCUGUACGCAUCCGACAUCGUUCCCCAGCACCACAUUUUGAAGUCAUUUCCGCCGCUCGUGGACCUGCUGUACGAACCUCCGUUCGCGUCGAGUGGAUUUGAGUGGCUAGCCCACCUGAGCCCCCGUCGGCCGCAAGCUGCCCGCCUGGAAAUCCGCAGCUUCCGUAUCGUCCAAGAUGCCGACGGGUACGACCGCCAUGCAGAGUACUGCAUCCAGUGCUGGAUCGGCGAGGCCUCCCACAGCGUUUGGAAGCGCUUCGCCGCCUUCAAGCGCUUUGCAUACACGCUCAAGAUCAACGGCUCCAGACGGACGCUGCGCGCGUGGAGCGACGUGCUGGACCGGUCGUCCUGGUUCAGAUCCCUGGAUGUGUCGUACUUGCACCAAAUGUGCUGCCUCCUAGAGACGUUUGCCCAAGUGUUAUUGCUCGAAGCGCAGACGCCGUAUCUGCUCGCGCGGUUUCUCGAAGCGGAAUAGAAAGCCUUUCGCUCGUAAUUUAGGUGAUAUCUAAUUUAUUGGUAAUAUGAAUACUAGUACUACUACAACGAUUACAAGUAC